AUGCGCGAGUCCAACUUUGCUUUUCCGGCUCAAAACAAGGCAUGCGUUUGUAUAAGUUCUCAAUUGUACGACAGACGAGCGCUAGAUACGUCGUCGGCGUUACCCUUGUUCAACUCGCUGACGCAUCUUACCUAUCUAACUUCGACGUCACCGCGAAUCCGUGAAAUCAUGACUAUGGACGGCGGCCUGGAACGGCUUGUCAAGAUUCUGCACGAAUUCUGUCUCUGUCCACCGCCACCUGAAAAUCCGGCUCUCUUCUAUGGCCUGUCGCCGCCCAACGCCCGGCCUCAGAAACUAACUCCAGCGCUUAAUCCACCGUCUUUUGACAAGCAUGCCGCCUAUCGUUUCUCUCUUGCAUUUCAGUGUGUUGUGAAUAUAGGUGUACGCGGUAGCGAGCCUAUCCGAAGUCGUGUCGUUCAGGCGGGUACUCUCGAGGUCGUGGGAUGUAUUUUAGAAGCAUGGCUCGCUAAGAAGGGCUUUGCGGUCGGCCCGAGCUCUAGUGCUACGGGGCUGCCUCGAGAGACUAGGGAGCAAAGACACGCUCGGAGGCAGGCCAUCGCUGAACAGCGUCAGAGAGAGGAGGCGGUUGAGCUGGCGAGGGCACUGCAGAGGCAGAUAUCAGUCGAAGCUUCGCAGUCCAAUACACCCGUAACAAGUGACACUGAUGCUGAUACUUCCGCCGAGGUAUCUACGACCGUGACGCCUCUCGGAUCCAAUACUCCUACCGGCAGCGUUGUAGUUCCCGGUCGGGAUCGUAGUGGGACUAUCAUUGCCCGGCCUGUAUGGGAUCCAGCACCCGCAGUCAGGUCUCCAAACACAGUGGGUGCAGUACGACCCACGCCUGUCCCCGGUGCUCGACGGCGCUCCCGAGCUUCUCCAUCACCCUCAACUUCCACAGACACCUCACGGGCCGAGACAGAAACCGAAGACGACGGCGACAUCGACAUGGACCAACCAUCACGCGCUGCGGAUGAUGAUCCAUCAACGUCGACUUCUGCUUCUGCUUCUCCAUCUCCAGAACGUCAUUCUCAUCACGGAUCGCUUGGACGCCGCGCGGUUGGCAUAGUCUCUGACGCACCUGCGACGCAGGUGGACUUGAAUACGGAUGCACACAUAAUUAUUAAUGAUGCACGAAGCGAGGUUAUGGUCGGCGGAGAUGGGGGUGUCGAGGAAGGUAUCGUAUCAUUGGAGCAAAACGAUGAUUUUGCAAUGGGGGCCCCUCCUGGUGCUCCUGGUGCUAUCGAUGAACCGCCUCAUGUAGGUAUGAGAGAACCGACAAGGAGGCGGACGGCAGACGCACCUCCAGAAGCAACACCUCGGCCAGGGACUGCCCCUCUUCCUUUGCCUCGCGGCCCCGUACAACGUACUGGAACCGUUCGCGGGAGAACUGAUGCGGCUGGCGGUACUGAGAUCGGCGGCACGGCGCGCUCAAGCCAUCACCAUCAUCAUCACCGAGAUGCUGAGUCUGGUCCUUACAGAGACGAAGAUGUUCUCCUCAGCUUGCAGCUUCUUGCAUAUUUAAGCAAAUACCCACAUGUCAGGCAGGCGUUUUAUGAGCCUCGAUUGACGUUUCAUCCAGCAAGCGCGAAUCUAUCCGGCGGGAGGUAUGGUUCUACUACGACGUCGCCCGCCCCGUCGAUCAAAUCGACUUCCUCAUCGAGCACAUUGACACCUUCAUCUACAUCAGGGUCAUUCUUCCGAGCCUUCAGAGGAAGGGACAAAGAGAAAGAGAAAGCACCGCCUGUAGUUCCGCCCGCUCCUUCUGGUAGCCCGAGGCAAACAAACGUGUUCUCGCUUGUAGAACGAUUUACGUUCAGGCCUAGUUCGACUGAGACUGAUAUGCCUAAUCCUCCUCCGCGCUUACCCCCGGAGAUUCAAUACUGGGCUGGAGUUAUUAUGAGGAAUGCGUGUCGGAAGGAUGAGAGCCGGGGUGGGAUACGACAGUGUGCUAAUAUGCUAUGUGGUCGGUGGGAAGAGUAUCCCAGAGAAUUCGCCAAGUGUCGACGGUGUAGGAAGGCCAAGUAUUGUGGAAAGGAGUGUCAGAGUACGGCUUGGAGUGAGGGACAUCGGUUUUGGUGCAGUGCGAAGGAUGCAGAUGAUGAUGAUCCAUCGCAUCCUCCUUCUGGGCCUGCGCCUGGCAGUGAUGGAAACGGCGGGUCGGCUGGGGAUGGAGGCGGGACUGGUACUGCGCGCAGGCCGAGGACACUUGGAAAUGUUGGAGCGGCUCCGCCCGCUGGAGGAACAGGAGGCGGCGGCGGUACGAGACUUACCGGUGGAGCAACGAGGACUGCUGCUACUGGCGCUCAUCAACCUACUGCCAAUGCUAUAUUCGUCGGACAAGGAGACCCCCGACCGGUCCAGGUACCAGUCACGACCUACCGACCCAGAAGGGAGAGACGAUUGCCGUCAGAUGCGCUCUUGAACGUUCUAAGCGAAGACCAGGAUGCUAGGAGAAGACGAGCCGAAGCUAACCAGACGGCGACUGUCACCCAGGACGUCCUUGGGAUACUAAGGCCGCCAGGGCCUGGUCCUCAUUCGCAGUUACAAGGACUCAUGAGACCAAGACCAGAUGUUGACCUUGAUAUGGUGCUGGGUUGA
Desarmillaria tabescens is the source of this 2598-nucleotide messenger RNA. RefSeq lists its product as uncharacterized. The record is from RefSeq and is a predicted model, not a curated record. Gene Ontology annotation, biological process: establishment or maintenance of cell polarity; ubiquitin-dependent protein catabolic process. Gene Ontology annotation, cellular component: MUB1-RAD6-UBR2 ubiquitin ligase complex. NCBI's taxonomy places the organism in Eukaryota, Fungi, Basidiomycota, Agaricomycetes, Agaricales, Physalacriaceae. The coding region runs from base 1 to 2598 and encodes 865 amino acids. The transcript has 4 exons.